This is a messenger RNA of Perkinsus marinus ATCC 50983, 160 nucleotides long. RefSeq lists its product as hypothetical. The annotation marks the transcript as partial. NCBI's taxonomy places the organism in Eukaryota, Perkinsozoa, Perkinsida, Perkinsidae. The transcript has a single exon. The record is from RefSeq and is a predicted model, not a curated record.
ACGUACAGCUUCUGGGCAGUCGGGAUCGGACCACUCAGUCCAUUCCGACCGUGAAGCCGCCCAUCGACCUCGCCUUCAAGAUCGGGGCCCUGAUCCUGCCGUCCGUGACCUUGAACCGCGUCGUGGCCCCCGUGCUCGUCCUUACCUACCCGAAUACGAG